Messenger RNA from Fundulus heteroclitus (mummichog), 1088 nucleotides. RefSeq names its product glutamate receptor 1-like. The transcript is spliced from 2 exons. The record is from RefSeq and is a predicted model, not a curated record. NCBI's taxonomy places the organism in Eukaryota, Metazoa, Chordata, Actinopteri, Cyprinodontiformes, Fundulidae. The coding region runs from base 770 to 994 and encodes 74 amino acids.
AAGCCGUAUGUGUGGCGAAAAGCUGCUGCAGAUCAUCCUGAAAACCCCAUUUUCAUGGUGACACAUACUGGGGAACCAUCAUCUUGUAGGGAUGUGUAUUUUUUCAGCAACAAGAAGCAGGCAGGUCAGAGUUGAUGGGAAGAACUAAAUGAGGUAAAUGCCUGACUUUCCUGACAGAAAACCUCUCAGAGAGGAAGAGGACUUUUAGCCAAACCUUGGAAAUUGCUCUUCAUUUGUGCUCUUUGUCCAGUCUAAGUUUAACUUGGGGUGUUAUACAAAAGAAAUAUAGGUAUCCAAGGUGGAGGAGACUUACAGGUGGUUCUACAAAGUAUUGACUCUAUGGGGACUGAAUAUGAACGAACAUCAUAUUUUAGACGUCGCUUGUGGAAACAAAUUUAAAACUCUUGUCACGGGUUCCCUUUCCGCUUUAUUUGGAAAGGAAAAUGUGCUGGUCUAUCAUGUAAAAUCCAAAUGAAAUGCAUUGAAGCUUGUGGUUGUAACUUUUCAAAAUGCAAAUAAAAAUGUAUAGACAGGUAGAAAUUUGCAGGGCACUGUCAACAUGUACUUAUGCCUUUGUGAUUCUGUUUGUGUAUAAGUAUAUAAGUGUAGCUGUUAUGUCAUAUGAGACUUUUAUCGCCACUUUCUGUCCUUACUCGUGGGCUCCGGCCCCUCUUCCUGCUCCUCCUCCCUCCAGGACAAGACGAGUGCUCUGAGCCUCAGCAAUGUGGCGGGGGUAUUCUACAUCCUGAUCGGAGGCCUGGGCCUAGCCAUGCUGGUGGCACUGGUGGAGUUCUGCUACAAGUCCCGGACCGAGUCGCGCCGAAUGAAGUCCAUCAACGACGCCAUGCGCUGCUCCACCCUGACCAGGAUGAGUGGGAACGGGAGCGGAGGCGAGAACGGACGAAUCCUCACCCACGACUUCCCCAAGACGGUUCAAACGCUGCCCUGUAUGAGCCACACCGCCAGCAUGGGACUGGGUGCCUCCGGCAUGUGAUCCCCAUCUCCUCCUGCCGGGACCGACAGACUGUCAGGGUGGGGCAGAAUUAGAGCACAAGACUCUGUUGACCUAAAAAAAAUCAUGGCCGUCU